Molecule: messenger RNA, 1118 nt
Organism: Harmonia axyridis
Lineage: Eukaryota; Metazoa; Arthropoda; Insecta; Coleoptera; Coccinellidae
Product: pyridoxine/pyridoxamine 5'-phosphate oxidase-like
Exons: 6
Coding region: 282-1067 (261 amino acids)
Biological process (GO): pyridoxal 5'-phosphate biosynthetic process; pyridoxine biosynthetic process
Molecular function (GO): pyridoxamine phosphate oxidase activity; FMN binding
Source: RefSeq, a predicted model, not a curated record
CCCAUCCGCCACUUUUAGGCUCAAUUUGAACGAAUUGUCGCCACUAUGUUUGAUUAAGUCACUAUACUACGUUUAAUUAAGUCACUAUACUAAGUUUAAUUAAGUCACUAUACUUUUAGACAUCUCAAGCUCCACCUACGGAAGUACCGGUCUACUUAUCUAUGCUUUCAGUUCGAGUUAUCACGAUUGCUGGAGUGUGGUCUCAAUAGUAUUUUCAGACAUUUUAAUUCCAAUCGAUACUUUUAAAAUACUUUAAUAAUAAUUAUGUCUCUUACUGGUACAUGUUUUCUUUGAUUUUUUUAAACAUGUUGACUUUCAAGAAUUUAUUGCGUAUAGGUCAACGUGAGAAAAAAAGUUUUUUCAGAUUAUAUUCAAAUUAUUACGAUAUCCGAGCUGCUUAUCAAAGUAGAGAAAACGUUAUAACAGAUGAAAAAUUAUCGAAGAUUAAGGAACCAAUUCAAUUGCUUGAUGAAUGGUUUGAACUAGCUAAGAAUCAUCCAAAUAUCUUAGAACCUCAUGCUGUUUGUUUGGCAACUGCAACUAAGAAUGGAUUACCGUCAGCUAGAUUUGUUUUGUGUAAAAGUCACAGCAAAGAUGGAUUCACUGUUUUUACACACUAUACAAGCAGAAAAGGACAAGAUUUAGAAGAGAAUCCAAACUGUGCCCUAACUUACUAUUGGGAGCCUUUUAAUCGUUCAAUUAGAAUUGAAGGUAUAGCAGAGAAACUCCCACUUUCAGUGGCAGAUGAUUAUUUUAAAAAGAGGCCAUAUGAUAGCAAAAUUGGGGCUUUAUGUAGCGAUCAAAGUAAGCCUAUAAGAAGCAGAAAUACUUUAAUGGAAAAAGAAAUUGAAUUGAAAGAAAAGUAUCCUGAUACUACUAAAGUGCCUAGACCACCUCAAUGGGGCGGAUAUUUAAUAAAACCCCAUACUAUGGAAUUUUGGCAGGGUCAAACGGAUCGAAUUCAUGAUAGGAUUCGUUUUCGUAAAUUGAAAGAUGGAGAGGCCAUUGAUGAAACUAUUUCUCACAUGGUUGAAGAUGGAUGGUACUGGGAGAGACUUGCACCAUGAUAAAAGUGAUCUUACAAAUGUUUUGUACAAAUAAAGUUUUUUGGGUAUGGU